This is a messenger RNA of Pan troglodytes (chimpanzee), 3399 nucleotides long. Its product is annotated as beta-1,3-galactosyl-O-glycosyl-glycoprotein beta-1,6-N-acetylglucosaminyltransferase 6. Gene Ontology annotation, molecular function: acetylglucosaminyltransferase activity. Gene Ontology annotation, cellular component: membrane. Lineage: Eukaryota; Metazoa; Chordata; Mammalia; Primates; Hominidae. The transcript has a single exon. The record is from RefSeq and is a predicted model, not a curated record. Gene Ontology annotation, biological process: transforming growth factor beta receptor signaling pathway.
UCACGCCACUGCACUCCAGCCUGGGCAACAGAGCGAGACUCCGUCUCAGAAAAAAAAAAAAAAAAAGCAAUAGUUUGAAAUUGUAUGAAUAAUCAAAAUUAUUAAUAUAUAUGAGUAAUGGGUCAUGUUAAAACUUAGUCCCUAAUCUUCCACAGUCUACAGCAGUUUAUAUGGAAACACUGUCUCCUCUAAAAUCCACAGCCAGUUGUGGGGAGAUUUUGCCAUCCAAUGUUGCUGGGACCCUUCAAAACUAAAUGAAUGAGGGAAAUGAGUCACUCAUUCAAUUAUUCAUUGGAAGAAUCAGCUGAGUGCCCAAAUGUGCCAGGCACUAUGCUGAGCACUUUGGAUAAAAACUCUUAAGACCUGGCCAUGCCUAAUGAAGUACUCUUACUUGAACGGACAGAAAUCUGGAAGGAUCCUCCUGCUUAAAAGGUUAGGAAUGAUAAGCAAGAUGGGAAAUUACUUGAAUAUACCCAGAUAUGCAUACCCAGGGAGAAGUUAGCCACAAAAGGAGGGGUAGAUACAGAGAGGUAUAUAACUGGACACAAUUACAACAAAUUAGAUGACUCAACAAUAGAAACAGGAAAUGGGAACUAACCCUUUACCCCAUCUCCCCAGUUACAGCCACACAGGACAGAAAGGAGGGUGAGUCACACUGAGUAGUCUCGGUAGCCCAGCCUGGAUGAGGAUGCAUUGACUAAAAGAUCAGAACAUUUGCAGAACAAGAAGUAAGAAAUACCACAGAAUUGACACUCAACUGAGGAAUGGCCAGGCAUCAAAAUAAGCAAAUGGGAUCUGGAAAAGUGAGUGCAACUGAUAAAGUGGCCAAAUGUAGAGACUUGUAGGGAAAUAAAAUGUUUUAGAAAUUGAUUUAUUUCUUUAACUCUUAAAGAAGAAUUCUUCUCUCCACCCUUCUACCCCCAGGUGUCAAAAACUAAAAUGAAGUUUUGGAGCUAUUAUCUUUGUAUCAUUACUCUUCAAAUUAUAAUCAUAGUCACAGUAUUAUACAAUGUGCAUGUAAGUCAACCAGACAGUGAUCAUAUGGAUGACGUAGGUGGUGAAUAUCAAGCCCUUUCCCGACUGCACAUCUGUGACGCAGCCCGAAAUGGGAAGACGGUGCAAGUGUUGCCUAGUGCUUUAUCCACAACGUUUGGAAUAGAUUCUUGUCCUUACUAUGUGCUAGAGAACCACUAUAUCACAACUCCUUUGUCCACAGAAGAAGCUGCAUUCCCUUUGGCAUAUGUAAUGACCAUCAGUCAAGAUUUCGAUACGUUUGAAUGGCUUUUCUGGGCUAUUUACAUGCCUCAAAAUGUCUACUGUAUUCACGUUGAUAAGGCGGCCACUAUUGACUUUAAAAUUGCUGUGAGUGAAUUAUUGGAGUGCUUCUCAAAUGCAUUUAUAUCCUCACAGUCUGAGUAUAUUAUUUAUGGUGGAAAAUCCAGGCUCCAGGCGGACGUGGCCUGCAUGAGAGAUCUUAUAGCAUCAACUGUUCAGUGGAGAUAUGUCACUAACACUGGUGAUCACAAUUUCCCCCUAAAAACCAACAGGGAGAUAGUUCAGUAUUUGAAAACAAUGAAUUAGACAAACAUUACACCUAAUUUAGUGUCUGUUCUGAAAUCUACUGAAAUGAUCAAAUAUACCCAUAGAGAGUACAGAACCAGAGCACACGCUUUUGUCCUAAAGAAGCAUAAAAAGAAGAGCCCACCUCCACGUCAACUCAAAAUCCACUUUGGCUCAACUUACGUUGCCCUUACAAGGGAAUUUGUCCAUUUUGCUCUUUAUAAUAAAAUAGCCAUUGAGUUACUCCAGUGGUCUCAAGAUACCUACAGUCCAGAUGAACAUUUCUGGAUUACACUCAACAAUAUUCCAGUUGAGUGUGGUUUCCUUUCUCAUUGCUUUUUUGUUAAUUUUUUUUUCUUUUUGAGAUAAAGUCUCCCUCCAUCACCCAGGCUGGAGUGCAGUGGAAUGAUCUCAGCUCACUGCAACCUCCGCCUCCCGGGUUCAAGUGAUUCUUCUGCCUCACCCUCCCAAGUAGCUGGCAUUACAAGCGUGUGCCAUCACACCAGGCUAAUUUUUGCAAUUUUAGUAGAGAUGGGGUUUCUUCACGUUGGCCAGGCUGGUCUCAAACUCCUGGGCUCACAUGAUCCACCUGCCUCGUCCUCCCAAAGUGCCGGGAUUACAGGCAUGAGCCUGUAAUUUUUAUUUUUCAAUCAAGGUGAUGUAUAAUUAUGAUUUUUAAAAUCAAAUAUUAUUAAAAGCCUUCUUAUAAUAAAGAUUUAUGGCCUUAUGCCCUGCUCCUCCCCAUGUGCAGUCCCAAUUCACAAAAAAAACUGUCAUAUUUUAGCUGUUCCUCCUAAUGGUGACUUCUAUGCAAAGAACAUGCUUAUGCUGCCAUUUCUUGAUACAUUAAUUUUAAUAUUAAGUAGCAAUAUCCUGUUAUAGUGGUUAAGAAUGCUUAUAUCCUCUACCCACAAAUUUUCCUUAUCUCUUUUAAUAUUGUGAUUUUAAAUCAAUUGUCAAUAUUUACAUGAUCAUAACUAUGAAGCUAUUGUUCAUAGCUGCCAAGGACUCUACAUUUUGUUUUUCCUGAGGUUUAUGAUUGCCUCAGGUUUUUUUCUUCUGUUACUUCUUAUAUAUACUUAUCACUAAUUAUUUCAAAAUGCUUAAUCUCAUCGGUAAAGUAACUAUGAUUAUUUUCCAAUUGUCCACCUCUUUUUGUUGUUGUUGUUUUUUGAGACAGAGUCUCAUUUUGUCACCCAGGCUGCAGUGCAGUGGUGCAAUCUCUGCUCAUUGCAACCUCUGCCUCCCAGGCUCAAGCGAGUCUCGUGCCUCAGCCUCCUGAGUAGCUGGGACUACAGGCAUGUGCCACCAUGCCUGGCUGAUUUUUGUACUUUUAGUAGAGAUAGGGUUUCACCAUGUCAUCCAGGCUGAUCUCAAACUUCUGGGCUCAAGUCAUCCACCGGCCUCAGCCUCAUGAAGGUGUGAGCCACUGCACCCAGCCAUGUUCCACUCCUUAUGCCCUCCCAGUCUGGCUUCUUCUGACCUCCCAAUCUGGACAUUGUCUCUAUGGGCCUGUUGUCUGCGUUUAUCUUACCUGGAAACUCUCUUCCUUGUUAUGAUGUUGAAUCUUACAUUCCAUAGAAUCUACAUUAUCUAUCUUUUAUAUCUAUCUUUAUCUAUCUUUGCAUAUUUAAGAAUUAAAUAAUACGAAUUCACACAUGUGCUUCAAAAUAACCUGAGGGUAGAUGGGGAAGUGAAUCAUGAUUAGUUUAUAAUUAUUGAUACUGGAUGAUAGGUAUGUCAGAGUUAAUUAUUGCUCUACAAUUUUCGUGUGUUUAAAAUCUUCUAUAGUAAAAAGAAUUUAAAACCUUAAUAGCUGUUUCAUUUUUUGAAGUUAUU